Molecule: messenger RNA, 1242 nt
Organism: Fusarium falciforme
Lineage: Eukaryota; Fungi; Ascomycota; Sordariomycetes; Hypocreales; Nectriaceae
Product: CHAT domain-containing protein
Exons: 2
Coding region: 1-1242 (413 amino acids)
Source: RefSeq, a predicted model, not a curated record
AUGCUGCAGCAGCAUGCAUUCGAGGCUGCAGAAUUUGUCUUCCAACGGAUGCCUAACCUUGCUCUGAGAUCCCUUGACAAUGAGGAUAAACAACAUCUCCUCGGCCUUAUGGCCGAAGUGGCUUCUGACGGUGUGGCGGCGGCAUUGUUUGCCGAGAAGGGAUGCCUUGCUGCACUGAAUCUGCUUGAGCAAGGCCGAGGCGUGUUGGCUGAGUCGAUCGAAGCCAUGAGAGUUGACAUCAUGCAGUUACAGGAUCGUCAUCCGGACAUGGCGAAGGAAUUUGUUCGCCUGCGGGAUGAGUUGGAGGGCGAUGACUCUGGCAGUGAUCAUGAGGAUAGUCUUCCUCGGGGCGACCAACGUUACAAGACGGGUAAAGAAUUCGACGAGCUGAUUGAGGACAUCCGAGCACUGCCAGAAUUUUCAAGCUUUCUGGGGCCGCCCAGCGAAUUUAAGAUCCAAGGUGCGGCGGUGGAUGGGCCACUUGUUAUCAUCAAUAUCAGCGAGUAUCGCUGUGAUGCACUCCUUGUUGAGAAGCACCAAACACGGGUCCUACCCUUGCCCAGCCUUCAUAGGGAGGAGAUUACAAAUAAGGCCAAGAAAACAGAUCUCGGCAAUCACCAGAUUCUUGAGUGGCUAUGGGAUACAGUGGCGAAACCGACUCUUGAAGCCCUUGGGCUCAACCGUACGCCUGCUGGGGGGAACUGGCCGCGUAUCUGGUGGAUUCCUACCGGUCCCCUGAGCAGAUUUCCUCUCCACGCAGCAGGUCGUCACAGACAAGGGCUUGGAGAGACUGUUCUCGAUAGGGUCGUUUCAUCGUAUAGCAGCUCCAUCAAGGCCAUCAUCCAUGGCCGUGCUCGUCGUCAUGCAUCCACCGACCCAAGCCAAGCGCUACUCGUCGCAGUGGAGAACACGCGAGGACAGGAUCGAUUACGAUUUGCAACGCAAGAAGUAGCAGAGCUCCGCAAGAUCUGCGAGAAAAUGAAACUGACACCUGUAGAACCCAUUCGGAAGAAGGAGAAACUCAAGGAGUGCCUGCAGAAGUGCAAGAUCUUUCAUUUCGCAGGCCAUUGCUCGACAAACUACUACAACCCUCUCCAUAGGCACCUAUUCCUCGAUGACGGGGAUGCUAACCCUCUGCGUGUUGCGGAUCUCCUGGACAUCAACCUCCACGUAGUGACAGGACUUCCGACGAGGGGGCAGAUACGAGUUCAAACGUGGGAGAUAACGGCGGGGGUGGGUUGA